This is a messenger RNA of Engraulis encrasicolus (European anchovy), 1497 nucleotides long. RefSeq names its product transmembrane protein 198-like. Gene Ontology annotation, cellular component: plasma membrane. The record is from RefSeq and is a predicted model, not a curated record. Lineage: Eukaryota; Metazoa; Chordata; Actinopteri; Clupeiformes; Engraulidae. The transcript has 4 exons. The coding region runs from base 204 to 1424 and encodes 406 amino acids.
GCCUGGGGGGUUCCGAGGGUUCUGAGCAUUCCGUUCUGAGCAUUCCAUUCUGAGUGUUCCAUCCUGUUCUGAGCAUUCCAUCCUGAGUGUUCCAUCCUGUUCUGAGCAUUCCAUCCUGAGUGUUCCAUCCUGUUCUGAGUGUUCCACAUGGAGCUCCUGCUCUCUGACGGCAUUCUCGUCUGAGCGCGCUCCCUCCGCGACCUAUGGCCUGUGACAUCAUCACCGGGGGCGGGGCCAGCGUGGGGGGCUGUGAGCCAAUCAGCACGCGGCAUCUCUGCAGCCCCCACCUGCCCACACACACAGACACGCCCACUCUCAUCACCAUAGCAACCUGCACGCUACUGGGGACACUCUACUGCUUCUGGGGUUACCGGUGUCUGCGCCUCAUCUCCUGCCUGUCGGGGCUGCUCCUGAGUGUGUGUGUGUGCUACUGUGUGUGUGGCCUGCUGUUUCCCUCCGCUCCCCCCGCCGCCGCCUGGGGUGUGUGUGUGGCCGUGUCCGUGCUGGUUUCCGUGGUGACGGCGUGGGUGCGUAGCGUCUCCGUGUUCCUGUCCGGUCUGCAGCUGGGCCUGCUGCUCUCUGGCGCCACCCUGGUGGCCACAGCCCAGUACUGCAGCCUGACGCCCCUCUGGCUCCCUCUGGUGAGCACUCUGGGAACUGCAGCCCUGCUGGCAACGCUCGCGCUCCAUUGGCCCAAAGCCCUGGUCAUCACUUCCUCUUCCUGCCUAGGAUCCGCCCUCCUCACGCUCUCAUUGGCCGCCACGCUGGGGGUGGAGCCUGGGCUGCUGCUGAUCCCCACGCUGCAGAGGCUGCGGUUGGUGGAGCCCGGGGAAGGCGGGGUUAAAUAUGAUAAUGAGGGGGCUGUGGAGGAUUAUGGUAAUGAGGGGGCGGGGCUUGGCAUGUGCUGGUACGGCUGGGUGGUGCUGGGGGCGUGGCCUCUUCUCACACUGCUGGGAAUCAUCGUCCAAUGGAGGCUCACCGCGUACCACCUCACACACACGCCAGUCUUCCUAGGCCACAGGCAGCAGUAUCCUCUGAUGAUGGUCUCUCAGAGGGACGGAGCGGCCGUCAGGAAGCUCAGCUCGCAGCGGAGACACACACACACACGCCGCACCCCCAGCACACACUCGCACAGGAAACGACCCACGCCACUCAAGCGCUACGCAGGAGACGUACUAGCACCCAGCUACCUGCGGCAUCUUCAGGAGUGUCAGAGUGGAACGGGGUCGUCCGCGAGCAGCCUGGCCACCCUACACACACUCUACCCCUCGCACACACACACACUCACACACACACACCCGCCGCACACACACACGCUCACACACACGCGCACGCAACACACCAUCAUCGACUUCGACUUCGAGACCGGAUCCAUGGUGCCUCUCACCUCCCCCUCCUCUUCAACAUCAACACUGCAGUUCUGAAACACACACACACACACACACACACACACACACACACACACACACACACACACACACACACACACACACACAC